Orbicella faveolata is the source of this 2139-nucleotide messenger RNA. RefSeq lists its product as uncharacterized. Lineage: Eukaryota; Metazoa; Cnidaria; Anthozoa; Scleractinia; Merulinidae. The record is from RefSeq and is a predicted model, not a curated record. Gene Ontology annotation, molecular function: protein binding.
CAAAUUGGUGUCCAUAGGAAGAAACAUACACAAAAACUGGAUUUUUUCUCCAUUACCCGAUUAGAACUACGUUCUCCCGAACGCAACUAGUGACCAGUUCUUCCGAUUCAACAGCUAACUCAUCAUCACGAUACGCAAAUGGAGUUCUUUACAAGACUUUUUAGGCCUUUAAUUUGCGCUAAUAUAUUAUUUUACGGUCAACGGUUUCUAUUUGUUUUACGGCUAACGAUUGAAUUUUAAGCUUUUUUACGCCUAACGGUUAAAUUUUUGGCCCUUUUACGGCUAACGGUUAAACCCAAAUGAGACCCUCAUAUAUCAGAAUUGCACUUCUUAAAACAACUGUUCUUCAACCAGUGCAUACAAUAUUAACCGUGGAAAGAAGAACAUAACUCGAAGUGGCCGUAUAAAGAGGGUAAAGUUAUCAAGGAUCAUACAGGUUGGAAUUUCAGAAUGGUCGUUGGCCGUAUUAUCGGGGUGGCCGCAUUAACAGGGCUUUCUCAUAAAGGUAAGUAUGGGCGUUUGACCGAGACAAAAAAAGUGGCCGUAAUAACGAGGUGACCGUAAGGCGGGGUUCCACUCUGCUGGAAACAAUUUUGACAGAAACUUUCAUACCUCCUGCAAACGAAGUCACGCACGUUCAAUAUGCCUUUAAAGCUAUUGGACUUUCCCAUUAGUAUGUUGACAAAAAAUGGAGAUAGCAAAAUAUGUAAAAACACCUUUUAGAGGAAGUGUUUUAAAUCAAUUGUUUGGAGCCGCGAUUGAAACUUAUUUAAAUUUUCAUUUUCAUUUUUCCUUGACUACUACUUGCUUUGCAGGAAAACUCUCACAGCGUGUUUUUCAGUUCCUAUCACUUUUGGUUUCACUUUCAUCACAAGAUCGACAAACCGAACACGAGGGUCCUGUUAUUGACGCGUAUUCAUUUUGGUUUCAUUCUCGUCGACUGACGAAAACCAAGGUAAACGUGUCGUUAUUGACGCGUAUUUAUUUUGGUUUCAUUCUGGUCGACUCACCAAAAACCAGGGAAAAGGUCCUGUUAUUGACCCAUAUUGGUUUUGGUUUCACUCUGGUGACUCACCAAAGCAAGUGACUAUAAAAAAUAAUUUUAGCUUAGUUAUAAUAUAUUCAUAGCAGAAUGAAAUAAUGAUGUAAAUUGUUCACACUCAAUUCCCUUUUUCAAUGCAAAGCCAGAACCUGAGAGAAUUUGUGACCGCAACGUCGAAGCUUACCACUAACUAUUGACGUCAUGUAUUAAAGACUAAUUAAAACCAGUUAUAAGUAGCGACGUUGGUGUGACCGAAACACGAUUGGCAAGCUGUUUAAAAAAAUUCUUUCUCUUUAACUCAUUAGUGUUUCCGAGCACUCACAAAAGGUAAACUAAUAACUCUAGUCAUUUUGUAACCGUGAUUUGCCUUGUUUUUUUUUCAUCCCGUAUCCCGCCUCUCGAUUUCAAAUUUAUCCCGCAUUUUCUGGUUGAAAUGAACACAUGCUGCUCAGGCCAAGAUAUGUUCAUCCCGAAUCCCGCUUUCCACAUCCCGCCUGGAUUUUUAUCUUAUCUCACAACCUGUCAAGCUGACGUUUUGACACUCCAGAAACUUCGAGAUACAUCUUCCAUGCUUGACGUAUUAUGAUAAUCAGUAUGCAAUGUUAAUUUUAUUAAUCAGCAAACACAGAGUUAAAUGGUACACUGGAGUAGUUUCUAAGCCCGAGAAACUUCAAAGAGAAAACAAAGAUGCUAAGAGUUAUGUUGAAAGGUCCAGGACUGUGAACAAUCUUUCGAUUUUACAGUCAUACACAGUGCAUUAAUUACAUAAUUGAAACGUUCUAUCGGUUAGUCACUAAGGCAGAACUGAGUUAACUCCUAUUGUUUUUAUGUACGGUUAAACCAAAGAGUGAAUAACAACAGACAACACAGAACUUUCUCUAGCCUGAUAACCACUUGACUGAUUAUUAGCUAUGCUCAAAACCCAAUAUGCUCUGAAAGUUACUGGACUUUACCGUCAGUGUUUAGUAGGGAAUGGGAAUAGAAAAAAUGUAACUUACUUUUAAACGUUUUUAUCUGAUUGCUUUGCGCAGUGUUUAAAACUCAUUGCAAUUUUAAUUUGUUUUGACUUUCUAUAUAUUGGACCUCCUAUUGUCUUG